Aspergillus pseudoviridinutans is the source of this 756-nucleotide messenger RNA. RefSeq names its product U1A/U2B'/SNF family RNA-binding protein. The record is from RefSeq and is a predicted model, not a curated record. Gene Ontology annotation, cellular component: U1 snRNP. Gene Ontology annotation, biological process: mRNA splicing, via spliceosome. Bases 1 to 756 code for a protein of 251 amino acids. Gene Ontology annotation, molecular function: U1 snRNA binding. NCBI's taxonomy places the organism in Eukaryota, Fungi, Ascomycota, Eurotiomycetes, Eurotiales, Aspergillaceae. The transcript has 4 exons.
AUGGCCUCAUUACCAACGUCUACUCCCUCUCUUCCCCCUAAUUCUACUGUCUAUGUCCGCAACCUAGAGGAACGCAUCAAGAUCGACCAACUCAAAGUGGCCUUGGAAGAGAUCUUCUCCGAGUAUGGCAACGUCGUGGAGAUCGUUGCGAAGACCAACCUGAAGGCCAAAGGCCAGGCGUUCAUUGUCUUUGACGACGUUGAAUCCGCGACCCGCGCAAUCGAGGAGGUGAACGGGUUUGAACUUUUCGACAAGCCGAUGGUCCUCGACUAUGCGAAAACCAAGAGCGAUGCAACCGUUCUGCGAGAGGGCGGCACAGAAGAGCUUGAGGUCCAUAAGCGGAGGCGGUUAGCAGAGAAGGAGCGCAAACAAGCCCACGAAGCUCUGGAAGCUCAGAAGAAGCUCAAGCGUCCCCCCGGCCCUGCCGACACAGCGCGUCCAGCCAAGGCAGUCAAGGGCGCCGGCCUCAAACCGACCACCGGUGCAGCGGCGGCAGUUAUCCCCGACGAGUACCUUCCUCCCAACAAGAUCCUUUUCGUGCGGGACUUGCCCGAUACCGCCGACCAAGAGAGCCUUACCGCUAUAUUUGGUCGGUUCGAAGGAUUCCAGGAAGUCAGAUUGGUUCCUGGCCGAAAAGGAAUCGCCUUCGUCGAGUACGAGAACGAGUCUGGUGCCAUCAGUGCGAAGGAGGCUACGGCCAACAUGCCUAUGGGGGACAACGGCAAGCCUAUCCGCGUCACCUACCAAAGACAGUGA